GCCGGUGAAUAAAAGGCAAGUAUCUAUGAAACCACAACCAACUUCAAGGAAUGUCCUUCACAAUGAGGCAACCUUUGGCUUGAUGCCACCAUGGUGGCUGGAGUGGGAGGAUCUGCUUCAGCUGCUUGUUUUAAAGCAAACACCUGAAACGACACAAACACAAGGAGCUGAACACAACACGUUUGACCGCAGACUGCAAACUUUAACAUCGGAAGAUGUUACUUAGUUUUGUGAUUCUCUUCUUCCUCUUCUCUCCAGCAACGUCUCUGCAGUGCUACGUGUGCGGCUCCACCACCACCAAUGAAGAAUGCAACCAGAACAGGCAGAAGUGUCAGCAGCCGCUCGACACCUGCAUGACCAUCGUGGACACUUUGGGUAACAUGAAAGCCAUCGUGAAGCAGUGCGCCAGCAGCUCCACAUGCAAGGGGGCGGCCUCCACCGCCUCGGUGGACGCAGACGGAAACGGAAACACCGUCAACUGCUGCAGCUACGACAUGUGCAACCGGAGCACGGCGGACUCUGUUCACUCACACGCGGCGCUGCUGCUGCUUCUAACUGGAGGCGUUUUGCUGCUGCUAACGCACUGAGGCCAGCCUAAAAAAAAAAAAAAAUAAAUAAAUCAUGUAAAUACUGUAAAUCUAUAAAGAUUUAUUUUAUGUGUAUAUAUUCUAAGAUUUAUUACAAGUACAGCUGUAAAAUUAGUGUGGAUCAUCCUUCAUUCCUUAUUUAUGAGAGACAUUCAUUAAAAUGGGAAUGUGGCAAAAAAACACUAAUUGUUGCAACUGAAUGAAAUAAAAAAAAAUAAAAUAAAAUCAGACCACUGACAGCAAAAUCCAA
Poecilia latipinna (sailfin molly) is the source of this 837-nucleotide messenger RNA. RefSeq names its product prostate stem cell antigen-like. The transcript has 3 exons. The coding region runs from base 216 to 587 and encodes 123 amino acids. The record is from RefSeq and is a predicted model, not a curated record. NCBI's taxonomy places the organism in Eukaryota, Metazoa, Chordata, Actinopteri, Cyprinodontiformes, Poeciliidae.